Messenger RNA from Sinocyclocheilus anshuiensis, 972 nucleotides. Its product is annotated as olfactory receptor 14J1-like. Gene Ontology annotation, biological process: detection of chemical stimulus involved in sensory perception of smell; G protein-coupled receptor signaling pathway. The record is from RefSeq and is a predicted model, not a curated record. NCBI's taxonomy places the organism in Eukaryota, Metazoa, Chordata, Actinopteri, Cypriniformes, Cyprinidae. Gene Ontology annotation, cellular component: membrane. Gene Ontology annotation, molecular function: odorant binding; olfactory receptor activity; G protein-coupled receptor activity. The transcript is spliced from 2 exons.
AUGGAUAAUAUCUCCUCUCCCCACUUUCUCACUGUCACGGCUCUGAAUGAGUGGGGCUGGACCAGCAGGAUCAUAUUUUUUUCUUUUGCCCUUCCAGGUUACCUUCUGACUAUUGUUCUGAAUGCCACCUUGAUUAUGAUUAUUGCUUUUGAGAAAGCCCUGCAUGAGCCCAUGUACAUUUUCUUGUGUAAUCUGUGUGUUAAUGAUCUGUGUGGAACUACAGGGUUUUAUCCCAGGGCUUUGGUAUAUUUACUCACAGAAACUAACAGGAUUUCACUUGAGGAAUGUGUUGUACAAGGUCUUGUCAUUGUGGUCUAUGCAGUUGGUGAAUUCACAAAUUUAAGUGUGAUGGCUGUUGAUAGGUACAUAGCGAUCUGUCAACCUUUACAUUAUCACAGUAUUAUGUCACCUUUCACUCUGCUGAGCCUGGUGACUUUUAUUUGGAUAUUUCCUUUUUUCACAUGUGUAAUGGCAGUUUCAUUGGCUCUGAAACACCCUCUUUGCAGACAUGAUAUAAACAAACUUUUUUGUGAACAUCUUUCCUUGUUGAAUCUUGCAUGCAAACAAGAUAUUUUUCAAGGGAUUUUUAAUGGAUUUAUCUAUAUCAGCCUGGCUGUCUUUUUUGUUUUUGUUCUGAUUUCCUGUUUAAAAAUAAUUCUAGCUUGUUACAUACAACUUAAACAUUCCUGAAGGGGAACUAAAGUAAAUCGAGAAAAGUUCUACAGCACAUGUGUACCACACUUGAUUUCCUUUCUGAAUGCAACCUGUGGUCUUUCAGAUUCUCUUCUCACUAGAUUUAAAGUAGAAACAUUGUCAAAUAUAGCAUAUACAUUUUUGUCUGUUAUAUUCCUGACUGUUCCCCCUGUUGUCAAUCCUGUAAUAUAUGGUAUAAAAUUAGGUCCAAUCAGGGCAAAAAUAUUGCAUACUUUCCAAAGUCCCCGGAUUAAUAACUUGCAGUAUGCACUGUUAUAA